AUGGUGCUGGUGGAUGGGCCGCUGCCCAACAAGUGGCACAGGUCCUGCUGCAGCGGCAUGAUGCCUUCCUGGAUGGCAAGGAGCGCAAGCAGGCCAAGUCUGAGUAAGCCAGCAAGAUCCAUGAAGAGCAAUGUGUCAACUGAGGCGAUGCACAUUGUGACAACAACGCGUCAUGGACAUCUCUCUGGGUGCAUGGGUACGGAGAUGGCCACGGUGCAUGCCCAAACAGUCUUGCAGUUGGUGCACAGCUCUGCAUGA
This is a messenger RNA of Symbiodinium pilosum, 258 nucleotides long. NCBI's taxonomy places the organism in Eukaryota, Dinophyceae, Suessiales, Symbiodiniaceae. The record is from the annotation of a GenBank genome assembly.